This is a messenger RNA of Myiozetetes cayanensis, 3030 nucleotides long. It is a transcript of the gene TMED8, whose product is annotated as transmembrane p24 trafficking protein family member 8. The transcript has 6 exons. NCBI's taxonomy places the organism in Eukaryota, Metazoa, Chordata, Aves, Passeriformes, Tyrannidae. Bases 89 to 1033 code for a protein of 314 amino acids. The record is from RefSeq and is a predicted model, not a curated record.
CCGCCUCCCCGCUCGGGUGUUUCCGCCGGGCCGGCCGCCGCGGUUCGGCGCCGCUCGGGUGUUUCCGCCGCCCCGCCGAGCCGUGCCCAUGUCGGCCGCGCUCCCCGCCGCCGGCUCCCGCUCCGAGCCCCCGGGCGGCCGCACCGCGCCCCGGGGCCCCGCAGAAAAUGAAGACUCAGCUCAAAAGACAGAGCCUGCAGAUCAGCUAGUUGAUUCUUUGGAGUCCAGUACUUCGCAGAGCGGGUCACAGAUUAAAUCACACCUGAGUGCCUGCACGACAGAGAAUUCAAAGGAAGAAAUUGACACUUCGGAGGCCCAGGAAGUGGCUGAACUAGAAGAGAAGCUGUCUGACAAAAUCCAUUCCCUCAAAAAGGAAGCUAUUGUUCGGAAAACCAACUACCAUGUACCUCAGGGAGUAGGGGAUAUAGUCAUGAUUCAGUCAGAUCAUACUGGUGCUGUGGAUAUUCUUUCGGCUGAGCUGGAGACUGCAGACCUCCUUGGGGAGCAGAGGAAAGCUCAGCCUCCCCCUCUUGCUGCACCCACCACGUGGACCACUGAGAAGAUGAAGGAAUUCAAAGCCAAGAUGGGAAAGGAGAAGAAUGGCCGAAUGGUGGUGAAGCGAGGCGAAGUGGUGACAGUCCGUGUGCCAACCCACCCUGAUGGGAAAUGCAUUUGCUGGGAGUUUGCUACUGAUGACUAUGACAUUGGGUUUGGAGUCUAUUUUGACUGGACCACGGUUACUAACACAGCCAUUACUGUUCAGGUCAGUGAAUCCAGCGAUGAGGAGGAUGAAGAGGAAGACGAGGAAAUUGAAGGACUCUCCCCUGCUGGUGAUGUGGAAAGGGGCUCCAAAAGCUAUCUGCGGAACCGCUACGGAGAGAUCAUGCCUGUGUAUCGGAGGAACAGCCAUCGGGAGGUGCAGGCAGGCAGCCAUGAGUACCCAGGCGAGGGCAUCUACCUGCUGAAAUUUGAUAACUCGUACUCUCUCCUCCGCAAUAAGACUCUGUUCUUUCACGUCUAUUACACGAGCUGAAGAAAAGGGAAGGGGCAGGGAUGGCAGGCAGGUAAUGGUGAGUGUAGCAGGCUGCCACCCAGCCCUGGUACUGCCUGGUGGGCACUGCUGUGUGACAGAACCAAGGCACAAUUCUUAUGGCUCUUCUUCAGACAUGAACUGAUUUCUUCCCACACCCUUCUUCCCCACUAUCCCAGGGGAGAAAGGUAGUUGUGACUGCCUGGUUGUUCCCAGGCAGCUGCUCUUUCUCUAAGUCUUUGGGAGGUCUGCUCUGUGCAGGCAUUGGGCUUGGCCUUCACAUCACAGCUGGUAAUUGUCCAGGAGCCAGGUUCAGGUGGCCAUGGUUCUGAUCUUUUGUGCUGGUACAAAAUGAAGUGAAACUAACCUGUUACUGUUUUGUGAAUAACUUUUCCAACUCUCCUGCUGCAUCUGCAUCACUAGAGGGCAGCUGUCAGCUGCAAUGAGCCAAAAGCACAGCUGGCUGGUCACCUAGCCAGGGUAACCCACCACUACUACAGUCACCAGCAGUCAGAGCUUCCUUCACUCACACAAGUGGGGGUGCAGCUGGCCAGCAGCUCCAGUGGCUUGGCAGUGCUAUAAAAGGUGAGCCUCACAUGGCAAAUGGUGUUCAAGUGAUGUUUGAACAGGGUGCACACCUAGUAGUUCCUAGGAGGGUUUUCCUACAGAUUAAGAAUUGGAUGUUAUAUUUGUUAAUUGUGUAGGGAUAUGUAGGUGAUUAAAACUUUGGUGACUACCAAAAGUUUUUUCUCUAAUCCACAUGUGAAGCAGAAUAAAUACAAAAUGGUUGGAAUACAACCUAUAAAUAUACAGGAAAUGUUUCUUAGUAGCAGCAUACUGGUUCACUGGUAUUAUAACCAUAUGUAGCAAGGUUCCCCAGAGAAAUGUAGCUUGUCAGCUGCUAUUGCAAUUGCAAAGGUAUUGUUAGGAAGUUCCUUGGCAUGUUUUGGUGACUCAUGAUGGUACUAGUGAUCACUUUCUGCUCAAGUACUGGCAGAGUUGAACAAGGAAGAAGUUAAAUCCAUCAGUGAUGAAUUUUAAAAUAUGUUUAUCAGCAACUGUUGUUUAUUUUAAUACUUUUAACAUGAAAUCAUUCUCUUUUCUAAGAAUACUGCUGUAUUUACAUUUUAAUACCUCUUUGAAGAGACACAAAAUGGCUGUUCGUGUGGUGAUACUAGUAGAGUUCUGAGUUUUAUUUUUAAAUUGUCCAGGUAAAGCACCUGUACUUGGUCCAUUCCUUCUAUUGAGAGGGAACGAUGGACAAAAUUAUUUUGGGAUAAUUAAAGCCAAAGAUUUUGCUCUCAUAGGAAGACCUGCAUAUUUCCUAUGAAGGGUAUAUUGUAAUGCUGUGCAAUUUGCUCCAUAUUCAAGCUCGCUUUUUUAACUAUCUCUGCUGACUUAUUCACUGCCCCAGAGCACUUAUUAGGUCAAAAUGGUAAGAGAAACAGUCAGACUAUAGUAGAGUAGCCCAAACUGGAAGGAGAAGGAGUAGUAACGCAAAGAGCCACUGUGCUCCAAGCAGUGCUUUCUCAGUGACCAGGCAAGGAGCAGAGUUGGUCAGGGUAAGGAGAAGAGUUGUUGCUGCUUUGGGCCCUGAGAUGAUCAGAAAACAGCCCCCUCUUUCAGGAGAGAGAGCGUGUGCUCCUGGGUUGGGGGGAACUGCAAAGCUGCCUUACUUAAGCAUGGCAAGCACAGGACAAUCUUGUAGGGAGACAGAACAGUAGGGCUUGGUAUCUGUCAGAGCAAGAUGCUCUUUCUUUCAGCAGCUUGGAGAGGGCUCUUCCUUCCUUUAGCCUCUCUUGGAUGAAAUGAAGGACCAUCCUGUGGCCUUUGUACAGCACUUGAAUCAUGCCUGAGCAACUUAGGUAAGGUGUUCUUUUUUUUUUCCCAUCUUUUGUCUAUCAAGUUCCUAUCAAGAUGUUACAGAUGGAGUGAUGCUCUUCACUUGUAACAGAGAAGUAACAGUAUGUUUGUUGAUAUAAACCAGUGAUUUAACACCA